Molecule: messenger RNA, 2551 nt
Organism: Sipha flava (yellow sugarcane aphid)
Lineage: Eukaryota; Metazoa; Arthropoda; Insecta; Hemiptera; Aphididae
Exons: 15
Coding region: 281-2437 (718 amino acids)
Biological process (GO): regulation of DNA-templated transcription
Cellular component (GO): nucleus
Molecular function (GO): transcription coregulator activity
Source: RefSeq, a predicted model, not a curated record
GUUUUAAAUCGCUCUCACAAUAAUCAUUAAUUUUAGAGAUAACAUUGAUUUUUGGUUUUUUGAUUUUUUUUAAUUUAAAAAUUUGUAUUGUUAAUAUUAAUCACAAAACUAUUAUCAUUCUACCUAAUUACUUUUCCUUGUAAUUAUUUUAAGUAAAAACAGUGUUUAUGGUUGUAAUUCAGUAAGUGAGAAUAACAUAACUAACGAUGGACGUUUGACUUUAUUACUGCUGUAAUAUAAAAAUAUAUUUGAUUAAACUUUCUUAAGUUGUUCUUUGAAAAUGGCAAAUCAAUUGUAUGACAACAUGCAAUCAGAGGCCGAAAAGGAAUUGGUUGCAAUAUUAAAUGAUAGUCAACCAGAUUCAAAUGUUGAUAUAGAUCAAACAUUGAACGAUAAAGCAAUGAAGAAUCAACUAACUAAAAGAAAUGUUAAGAACCUAAUUAAGAAUGUAUUAACGAAUGAUGAUGUUGCUAUUAUGUUGCGGCAAACUUUAAAUGAUGAUUUAGAUGGAAAUUGUUUAUACGAACCAAAAUUAACUAGAGCAAAAAUUAGAGAAAUGUCAAUAACUUACCCUCCUCAGUUGUCUCCGAUUCAGCAACAACCAAUCAUUUCAGAAUCAGAAUGUAGAUUAUUGAUUGAGAAAGAAUUCCCUGAUGACUCUGAGGAUGAGGAAUAUCAUCCAGAUAAAACUUUAGAGGAAGAAGAAGAUGAUGAUUAUGAUGAUGAAUCCAAAUGUACAGAAAUAAAUAAAUCAUUUGAAACAGAUUGUGAAGCAGAAAGUAGUGUUAAUAUUAAAGAAAAAGCCGUUGUUUUAAAUGAUAAAGAAACAAUUGGAAUGCGUACAAGAUCAAAGUUAUCUUUAAAUGACACACCAUUAGAAAUUAUUGAACAAGCUUUUAUUCCACCAGAUAUUACUGAAGAUAUGUAUGACUCGGCUUGUGAAAAUGAUGAAUGGAUGGAAUUUCUUAGUGAAUUUACAAAACCUUUAGAAUUUGUUCAAAAUGAUGAUAAUGAAGAUGAUCCAGAGUACAAUGUCCUUUGUGAUGAUGAUUUUACCAGUGUUGAUCAAGAAGAAUUUCGAAUUGAUAAGUCUGUGAGGAUUAGUCGUAAGGAAUAUAAUGAUUUAAUGAAUGAGUUGUACGAAUUUACUGAAAGCUAUAUUGAGUUCAAUGGUGGUAAUGUUGGCGAAUUACUUGAAACUAAUGCAGUUAUUACAGAUUUUGAAAAUGAUAAAAAUACUGUUAAACCAAACCAUUCUUCUCUAUCUAUGUCUGUCUGUACACCAAACAAUUCAGAGUUGAAAUCAAAUAGCAAUUGUAUUAUAAAUGAUAAUAUUAUUGAUAAAAAUUUUAGUCCAUCUACUUCUGCUUAUACUUUAAAUGUUCUAGAUUGGAAAUCUAACACAACAUGUUCUACAAUUGAUAAUAUUGAAGCUAUAUCUAAAGUUACUUAUCCAUUUUUUCCUGUUAAUACUUUAAAUUAUUCUGAUUGUAAAUUAAGUACUGCUUGGUCUAUGAAUGAUUUACAAAUGACUGAAGUGGUUAAUUAUUCUACACAAUUAGGAGAAGAACCAAAUUUAUCUGAUCUUAACAAUCAUCAAAUGAGUAUUAGUGCUGAAAAAACAAAUUUAGUUCCUCAAAAUAUAAUUGUUUGUGAUAAAAAGAAAGGUAUGUCAACAGAACAAUUAUUUUUAUUAAAACAGCAACUCGCACAACAUGUCCAAUUGAUAACCCAGCACUAUAUAUUAUGCACAAAGGAAAAAUCAUACAAAAUUCUUUGCCGAAAAUUAAAAAAUAUGUUGAACAUAAUUAAAAAAAUCAGUGAACAUAAAAUCUAUACACCAAUCAACCUAUCCACAUCUUUUGAAUUUAUUCAAGAGUGGAUUGAAAUACAAAAUGAUGACAUUGAUACUAAUUGGAAUAACAUUUCCUUACCAUUGUAUCUGAAAGAAUUUAUGCUAUUUUAUGAUAGACCUGUAUUUAUCUAUCCUCAUUUAUUACCAUCAAAAACUUUUAGUCUUGAUUAUGAGACUCAUCCUAUGGGACCUUCAGAAGAAAAAGUUCUGGUUCAUAAAAUUAAUUAUUUGUUUAAGAGAUUAACAGAAUUACAUAGAACUCGAGCUAAGUAUAAAAAUUCAAAUAUAUUUGACAUGUUACCAAUGAUAUUGAAAAUUGUACAAAAAAGAUGGUUUUCACAUAGAAAGUUAACUGAUUUAAAAAUGCUGAUAACUCGUCGAAAGAAAACAUUGGAACCUAAGCCUUUGAAGAAAUAUUUAGUUGAUGGAGAAAUCGAAAUACCUCGUCAUAUAGUUGACAUUGGAAAUCUGUUUGCAAGUAAAUGUUUGCUGGAUUUCGAUAUUAAACAAUUUCCUACAAGCUGGAAACAUUAUGUAAGACAGAAGAAGUUUAAAAAUAAGAUAAAUAAGAUAAAUAAGUAAAAUAAACUGUUUUGUUUAAGAUUAAUAACUAUAAGAAUUACAAUACUAUAGAUAAUAUUAUAGAUUUAUAAGACUAUUUUACAUUGUAAUAAUAUCCCAAAACGGGAUUAAUAA